Molecule: messenger RNA, 1220 nt
Organism: Prosopis cineraria
Lineage: Eukaryota; Viridiplantae; Streptophyta; Magnoliopsida; Fabales; Fabaceae
Product: stem-specific protein TSJT1-like
Exons: 5
Coding region: 256-1008 (250 amino acids)
Source: RefSeq, a predicted model, not a curated record
AAGAGACGAUCCCUUCAUUGGCGAGCCCGUCUCUCUGAUCUGAGAUCUCUAUAUAUUUAUCCCUCCAGCGACCAUUUCUAACAUCAUCCUCCGUUUUCACUGCCUACUUUCAUUCCUUCGUCUCUUCGCUUUUGCUAUUUGAUUCUCAGUUUCAUUCUGGUGUAUUCUUUUUUUGGUGAAAAGAAGGCGAGAUUAUUGGUGGCAUCUGAAGAAGAAGAACAAGAACAAGGAGCCAACCCAGAGGUUGAAGCAACCAUGUUGGGGAUUUUCAAGGAGAGUUUGGUGAACCCACCACAGGAGCUGAAAAGCCCUGCUUCUGUGAAUUCAGCCACAAAGCCAAAGCUUUCUCAUGAUAUCUUGAACCAUUUUAUUUCCUCUAACCCUACCUCCGCUUUCUCCAUGAGCUUUGGAAUGGAUGCUUUGUUAGCUUAUUCCCCUUCCUCUCCAAACAGGAUGUUCUGUGGUUUGGAUGACAUGUACUGCAUUUUCUUGGGAAGUUUGGACAAUUUGAGCAGCCUCAUCAAGCAGUAUGGCCUAUCAAAAGGAACCAAUGAGGCCAUGUUCAUCAUAGAGGCUUACAGGACACUUCGUGACAGAGGUCCGUACCCAGCUGAUCAGGUUCUCAAGGAGCUUGAAGGCAGUUUUGGAUUUGUGAUCUACGAUCAAAAGUACAAAGCUCUUUUUGUUGCCCUGGGUUCUAAUGAACGGAUUGGACUCUUCUGGGGUUUUGCAGCUGAUGGUUCUGUAAUUAUUUCUGAAGACUUGGAUCUUAUCAAAGCAAGUUGUGCUAAAUCUUAUGCACCAUUCCCCACUGGGUGUAUGUUUCACAGUGAGCAUGGUCUAAGAAGCUUUGAGCAUCCGAGAAUGAAGAUGAAGGCAAUGCCUAGGAUUGAUAGUGAGGGGAUAAUGUGUGGGGCCAACUUCAAUGUUGAUUCGCAGACAAGGGUUCCUGUGAUGCCUCGUGUUGGAAGUGAAGCUAAUUGGGGCACUUGGGGUUCACAAGCUUGACUAAUUUUAUCAAGCACUCGAAUGUUUAUUUGUUCCAUUUAGAAUAAGAGGGGGGAAAAGUGACAAAAAAGAGCCCAUUGGGACGUUUGAUUUGAUGUCUUGAGUUGAGAUUUGCCUUUCUUUUUUGCAUGUAAAUAUAUUCGUGCUUAAUGUGAUCUGAUCUGGCUUUAUCCUUCGCCACUCGAAUAUAAUAAAAUUUCAACUUUGAAUUU